Hipposideros armiger (great roundleaf bat) is the source of this 7498-nucleotide messenger RNA. RefSeq names its product spectrin alpha, erythrocytic 1 (gene SPTA1). The transcript is spliced from 50 exons. Gene Ontology annotation, molecular function: protein binding; calcium ion binding. The coding region runs from base 40 to 7035 and encodes 2331 amino acids. Lineage: Eukaryota; Metazoa; Chordata; Mammalia; Chiroptera; Hipposideridae. The record is from RefSeq and is a predicted model, not a curated record.
GAUAACAGGUUGUAGCUGGAGGAAUUCUGGGCCCAAGCUAUGGAGAGCAGUGGGCCAAAGGUGCUGGAAACAGCAGAAGAGAUCCAGCAGAGGCGUCAGGAGGUGUUGACUCGGUAUCAGAGGUUCAAGGAGCUGGUUGCUGAGAGAGGCCAGAAGCUUGAAGAGUCCUAUCACUACCAGGUUUUCAGACGGGAUGCAGAUGACCUGGAGAAAUGGAUCUUGGAGAAACUCAAGAUUGCAGGGGAUAAGAGCUAUGAAGACCCAACUAACAUACAGGGGAAAUAUCAGAAACAUGAAUCCUUCGAAGCAGAGGUGCAAGCAAAAUCAAGGGUUAUUCCUGAGCUGGAAGAAAUCAGGAAAGUUCGAUUUGCUGAGGGGCAUUUUGCCCAUGAGGACACCAAGGUCCAUCUGGAGGAAUUGCGCCGCCUGUGGGACCUGCUGUUAGAGCUGACUCGGGAAAAGGGGACCCUGCUGCUGCAGGCCCUGAAGCUCCAGCAGUACUUACAGGAGUGUGCCGACAUCUUGGAGUGGAUUGGAGACAAGGAGGCCAUAGUGACAUCAGUAGAACUGGGUGAGGACUGGGAGCGCACAGAGGUUCUGCAUAAGAAAUUUGAAGAGUUCCAAGUAGACCUGGCAGCUCGAAAGGGGAGAGUGGAUGGAGUGAACCAAUAUGCUAAUGAGUGUACUGAGGAGAACCAUCCUGAGCUGCCUUUGAUUAAGUUAAAGCAGGAUGAGGUGAAUGCUGCCUGGGAGCAUCUCCAUGGUCUGGCUCUCCAGCGACGGAAAACAUUGUCCAAUGCUGCAGACCUCCAGAGAUUCAAAAGGGAUGUGACAGAAGCCAUCCAGUGGAUCAAGGAAAAGGAGCCUCAACUAAUCUCUGAGGACUAUGGCAAAGACCUUGUUAGCUCUGAGGCACUGUUUCACAGUCACAAGAGACUUGAGAGGAACCUUGCAGUCAUGGAUGACAAGGUGAAGGAGUUAUGUGCCAAAGCAGACAAGCUGAAACUUUCCCAUCCUUCAGAUGCACCUCAGAUCCAGCAGAUGAAAGAGGACCUAGUCUCCAACUGGGAGCACAUUCGUGCCUUGGCUACCAGCAGAUAUGCAAAGCUGCAGGCUUGUUACUGGUACCAGCGGUUUUUAUCUGACUAUGAUGAGCUCUCAGGCUGGAUGAAGGAGAAGACUGCUCUGAUUAAUGCUGAUGAGCUGCCCACAGACGUGGCUGGUGGGGAAGCCCUACUGGACAGGCAUCAGCAACAUAAGCAUGAGAUUGACUCGUAUGAGGAUCGAUUUCAAUCUGCUGAUGAGACUGGUCAAGCCCUGCUAAAUGCCGAUCAUGAAGCAUCUCAUGAAGUUCAGGAAAAGAUGGCAAUACUUGACAACAACUGGGCUGCCCUGCUGGAACUGUGGGCCAAGCGUCAGGAUCAGUAUGAACAGUGCUUGAACUUGCACCUCUUCUACCGUGACAGUGAGCAAGUGGACAGUUGGAUGAGUAGACAAGAGGCCUUCCUGGAAAACGAGGACCUGGGAAACUCCCUGGGGAGUGUAGAAGCACUUCUUCAGAAGCAUGAUGACUUUGAAGAAGCCUUCACUGCCCAGGAGGAGAAGAUCACAACAUUAGACAAGACUGCAACCAAACUGAUUGACAAUGAUCAUUACGAUUCAGAGAACAUCGCUGCUAUCCGGGACGGACUAUUGGCCCGGCGGGAUGUCCUACGUGAAAGGGCUGCCACUCGACGCAGGUUGCUGGAGGAUUCAUUACUUCUACAGAAACUGUAUCAGGACUCAGAAGACCUGAAGAACUGGAUCAACAAGAAAAAAAAGUUGGCAGAUGAUGAAGAUUACAAGGAUACACAGAACUUGAAGAGCCGGAUUCAAAAGCAGCAAGUCUUUCAAGAAGAAUUGGAAGCUAAUAAAAUCCUACUCAAUAACCUAGAGAAAACUGGCCAGGAGAUGACUGAGCGUGGUCACUAUGCCUCUGAUGGUGUGGCUGCUCUUGUGAGUGAAGUGAAACGCCUCUGGGAGGAAUUGCUGGAGGCUACAGCGCAGAGAGGGACCCAGUUGCAUGAAGCUAACCAGCAGCUGCAAUUUGAAAAUAAUGCAGAAGACCUGAAGCGCUGGCUAGAAGAAGUGGAGUGGCAAACUACCUCUGAGGAUUAUGGGAAAGGCCUGGCUGACGUACAGAAUCUACUCAGAAAACAUGGCCUUUUGGAGUCUAGUGUGGCUGCUCGUCAGGAUCAGGUAGACACCCUCACAGACUUGGCGACAUAUUUUGAAGAAACAGGACAUCCUGAUGCUGGGGAAAUACGUGCAAGGCAGGAGAACCUGGUGUCCCGGUUUGAAGCCCUGAAAGAACCGCUGGCUACCCGGAAGAAGAAGCUCAUUGACCUUCGCGACCUGCACCGGAUUUGCAGAGACACAGAGGACGAGGAAGCCUGGAUCCAAGAGACUGCGCCUUCAGCAGCUUCCACCUACCUUGGCAAAGACCUGAUUGCCUCCAAGAAUCUUCUGAAUAGACACCAAGUCAUCCAGGCUGACAUUGCCAGCCAUGAACCACCCAUCCGAAGGAUAAUGGAGAAGGGAAACACAAUGGUAGAGGAAGGACACUUUGCUGCAGAAGAUGUGGCCUCUAGGGUCAAGAGUUUGAAUAAAAACAUGGAGUCUCUCCAGGCUCGAGCUGCUAGACGGCAAAAUGAUCUUGAGGCCACUGUCCAGUUUCAGCAGUACCUGGCUGACCUGCAUGAGGCAGAAGCAUGGAUUAGAGAGAAGGAACCUAUCGUGGACAACACUAACUAUGGGGCUGAUGAAGAAGCAGCUGGGGACUGGUGGAAGGUAGAAGCUGAUGAUCACCAGGGUUUUGUGCCAGCUGUCUACGUCAAGAAACUGGCCCAUGAUGAGUUUCCUACGCUCCCACAGCGGCAGCGAGAAGAACCGGGCUACAUCAGCCAGUGCCAGGAGCAGAUUGAGAACCAGUACCACUCCCUCCUUGAUCGGGCAGAAGAACGCAGACGUCGUCUAUUGCAACGUUACAAUGAGUUUUUGCUGGCCUAUGAGGCAGGGGACAUGCUGGACUGGAUCCGAGAGAAAAAGGCAGAAAACACUGGGGUAGAACCAGAUGAUGUUUGGGAGCUGCAGAAAAAGUUUGAUGCGUUCCAAACGGAUUUGAAGACCAAUGAGCCUCGACUGAGGGACAUAAACAAGGUGGCUGAUGAUCUUCUAUUUGAAGGGCUUCUAACACCAGAAGGAAUUCAGAUACAGCAGGAGUUGAACAACCGCUGGGGCUCCUUGCAGAGGCUUGCAGAGGAACAGCGCCAGCUGCUGGGGAGUGCCCAUGCUGUGCAAAUGUUUCACAGAGAAGCAGAUGACACGAAGGAGCAGAUUGAGAAUAAGUGCCAGGCCCUAAUUGCUGCUGAUCCUGGCUCCGACCUGUUCAGUGUUCAGGCCCUUCAGCGACAGCAUGAGGGCUUUGAAAGAGACCUCAUCCCCCUGGGGGAAAAGGUGACCAUAUUGGGGGAGACAGCAGAGCGCCUCAGUGAGUCCCACCCUGAUGCCACUGACGACCUGCAGAGGCAGCGGAUAGAGCUGAACAAGGCCUGGGAUGACCUGCUGGGACAUACACAGGAUCGUAAGAAGAAUCUAAAUGAGACCCAGAAAUUCUUUCUGUUUCUCAGCAAGGCCAGGGACCUACAGAAUUGGAUCAGUGGCAUUGGUGGCAUGGUAUCAUCACAGGAGCUGGCUGAGGACUUAACUGGUACAGAGAUCUUGAUAGAGCGACACCAGGAACAUCAUGCCGACAUGCAGGCUGAGGCUCCUACCUUCCAGGCCUUAGAAGACUUUGGUGCAGAACUUAUAGACAGUGGGCACUCUGCCAGCUCUGAAAUUGAAAAAAAGCUUCAAGCUGUCAGGCUAGAGAGAAAUGAUUUGGAGAAAGCUUGGGAACAACGCAAGAAGAUGCUAGAUCAAUGUCUGGACUUGCAGUUGUUCCAAGGGAACUGUGAUCAGGCUGAGAGCUGGAUGAUGGCACGUGAGAGUUUCCUGAGGUCAGAUGAUAAGGGUUCCUUAGAUAGUCUGGAGGCCUUGAUGAAGAAACGUGAUGAUAUGGACAAAGCAAUCACUGCCCAGGAAAACAAGAUCACUGAGCUAGAACAUUUUGCUGAGCGGCUUAUAGCUGAUGACCACUACGCCAAGGAAGAGAUUGCUGCUCAGCUCCAACGGGUGCUGGACAGAUGGAAGGCUCUCAAAGCACAGCUGAUUGCUGAGCGGACAAAACUGGGAGAUUAUGCUGACCUAAAACAAUUCUGCCGUGACUUUGAGGACCUAGAAGAAUGGAUCAAUGAGAUGCUGCCCACAGCCUGUGAUGAGUCCUACAAAGACCCCACCAACAUUCAGAGGAAAUACCUGAAGCACCAGACCUUUGAAAAUGAGGUCUAUGGCAGAGCUGAUCAGGUAGAAGGAGUCAUCAGAUUGGGGAACUCUCUGAUUGAGCGGAGGGCAUGUGAUGGCAAGGAAGAGACCAUGAAGGGUCAACUGGAAGAGCUGGAGAAACAUUGGGACUACCUGCUUGAGAGAACAGUUGACAAAGGGCAAAAGCUCAAUGAGGCUAGUCGCCAACAAAGGUUCAAUACAGGCAUCCGGGAUUUUGAGUUCUGGCUCUCAGAGGCAGAGACACUACUGGCCAUGAAAGAUCAGGCCAGGGACUUGGCUUCUGCAGGAAACCUGCUCAAAAAGCAUCAGCUAUUGGAAACAGAGAUGUUGGCUCGAGAAGAUGCACUCAGGGACCUGAAUGAGUUGGCUACUGAUCUGCUCUCCAGUGGGACUUUCAAUACUGAUCAGAUUGUGGAGAAAAGAGAUAAUGUCAACAAGCGCUUCUUGGAUGUCCAGAACUUAGCAGCGGCACACCAUGAGAAACUGAAAGAAGCCUAUGCCUUGUUCCAGUUCUUCCAGGAACUAGAUGAUGAGGAAUCAUGGAUAGAGGAGAAGUUGGUACGAGUGAGCUCCCAGGACUAUGGGAGGGAUCUGCAAGGGGUUCAAAACUUACUGAAGAAACACAAACGCCUAGAGGGGGAGCUGAUGGCACAUGAACCUGCCAUCCAGAAUGUGCUGGAUAUGGCAGAGAGGCUGGGCGACAAGGCUGCUGUGGGCAGAGAGGAGAUCCAGGAACGGCUGGCUCAGUUUGUUCAACACUGGGAGAAGCUCCAAGAGUUGGCCAAGGCUCGAGGGCUUCGGUUGGAAGAGUCCCUAGAAUAUUUGCAAUUCAUGGAGAAUGCUGAGGAGGAAGAAACUUGGAUCAGUGAAAAGGAAGCAAUGGUUGCCCUCAGAAAUUCAGGAGACACAUUGGCUGCUACUCAGAGCUUGCUAAAGAAGUAUGAAGCUUUGGAUAAUGACUUUGCUGUCCAUACGGCCCGAGUGCAAAACGUGUGUGCUCAAGGAGAAGACAUCCUGAGUAAGGAGGAAAGUCAGCACAAGGAGAAGAUUUCUGCCAAGAUAGAGGCUCUGAAUGAAAAGACUCCAGCUCUGGCCAAGGCAAUAGCUGCUUGGAAGUUGCAGUUGGAAGAUGAUUAUGCCUUUCAGCAGUUCAACUGGAAGGCUGAUGUGGUAGAGGCCUGGAUAGCUGAGAAGUUAACAAGCCUGAAGACCAAUGGCAAUGGUGGAGAUCUCGCUGCCUUCCUUACUCUCCUGGCAAAGCAGGACACACUUGAUGCCAGUCUGCACAGCUUCCAACAAGAGAGACUGUCUAAGAUAACUGACUUAAAAGAUCAACUGGUGACUGCUCAGCACAGCCAGACUAAAGCUAUUGAGGAGCGCCAUGCUGCCUUGCUGAGUCUCUGGGAAAAGCUUCUGGAAGCCUCUGCAGCCCACAAAGACAAAUUGCUGGAGAAACAGCUGCCCCUACGAAAGGCUGAGGAGCUAUUCAUGGAAUUUGCACACAAGGCUUCAGCUUUCAACCACUGGUGUGAAAAUGCCGAGGAGGACCUGUCAGAGCCUGUGCACUGUGCCUCCCUGAAUGAGAUUCGCGAGCUGCAGAAGAACCACGAGGACUUCUUGGCCUCCUUGGCCAGGGCGCAAGAAGACUUCAACUAUUUGUUAGAGCUAGACCAGCAGAUUAAGUCCUUAAAUGUGCCCUCCAGCCCUUAUACCUGGUUAACUAUGGAGGUCCUAGAAAGGGUCUGGAAGAACCUAUCUGACAUCAUCAAGGAACGGGAGCAGGAGCUGCAAAAGGAAGAGUCAAGACAGGUGAAGAACUUUGAGCUGUGCCAGGAGUUUGAACAGAAUUCCAAUUCCUUUCUUCAGUGGAUCUUGGAGACCAGGGCUUAUUUUCUGGAUGGAUCUUUGCUCAAAGAAACAGGAACUCUGGAAUCCCAGUUGGAAGCAAAUAAAAGGAAGCAGAAGGAAAUCCAGGUGAUGAAGCGUCAUCUGACCAAGAUUGAGGAUCUGGGGGACAACUUAGAAGAGGCUCUGAUCCUAGACAUCAAAUACAGCACCAUUGGAUUGGCCCAGCAGUGGGACCAGCUCCACCAGCUUGGAAUGCGAAUGCAACACAAUCUGGAACAACAGAUACAAGCCAAAGACACCAUAGGUGUGAGUGAGGAGACACUAAAGGAGUUUAGCACAACCUAUAAACACUUUGAUGAGAAUUUGACAGGGCACUUGAGUCACAAAGAUUUCCGGUCCUGCCUAAGAGGACUCAAUUACUACUUGCCCAUGGUGGAGGAAGGUGAACCUGAACCCAAGUUUGAGAAAUUCCUGGAUGCCGUCGACCCAGGGAGGAAGGGUUAUGUCUCACUGGAGGACUAUACCUCAUUCCUGAUUGACAAGGAGUCAGAGAACAUCAAAUCCAGCGAUGAAAUAGAGAAUGCUUUCCAAGCCCUGGCAGAGGGCAAGGCCUAUAUUACCAAAGAGGACAUGAAGCAGGCCCUAACCCCAGAACAAGUGUCAUUUUGUGCAUCACACAUGCAGCAAUAUGUGGACCCAAGGGGCCGAAGCCAUCCUGCUGGCUAUGACUAUGUUGGCUUUACCAGUUCCUACUUUGGCAACUGAUAAUCAGUUUUUCCUGGAUCAUAUAUAAUCUUGGUGUGAUGGAAAGUAUUGGGGGAUGAAGAAGACAGGCAAGUACAGAGGGUGGGAAGAUAGUACUCUGUGUGUGUGUGUGUGUGUGUGUGUGUGUGUGUGUGUUUAUUACAUUUAUUACAGGACCUGAAAACAAUCUCAAGCUUGGGAGAUAUAAGGCAUUAAUAGAGUUGGAGGAGAGGAGACCAUGGACUUAUUUUGUAUGAAGCCAUUAUCUACUGAGGGGUGCUAAAUUCUCUAUUUUUUUAUUUGUUGCAUUCUAUAUAUCUUUAUUAUUGUUCUGUUCUGAUUCUAACAAAGUUUUCAUUUUAGAAUUGUGCACUUGAAACCUGUGUAAUUUUACUAACCAUUGUCACCCCAAUAAAUUAAAUUUUAAAAAAGAAAAAAAUUUAAAGUAUUUUUAAUAUGGCAAUGUGAAGUAAAAUGUUACUGA